Molecule: messenger RNA, 3525 nt
Organism: Paramuricea clavata
Lineage: Eukaryota; Metazoa; Cnidaria; Anthozoa; Malacalcyonacea; Plexauridae
Source: the annotation of a GenBank genome assembly
CACCCAGUCUAUGGAUAAACUAGGCAGUGUCAUAAUACCAAGUGAUGAAGUUACUAAGGUGGGAGGUCUCUAUCUUGGUGGUUAUAGACCGUCAAUUAACAGACAGUUUCUGCAAAGCCAGCAUAUUACACAUAUUCUUAAUGCUGCCGCAGGAUUGGUGAACUUUUUUGGACCAAAAUAUGAGGUAAGAAACUACGGAUACCUGAAAUUUACAAGGAGAAAUUCGAGGUUUCGAGCGAAGGCCUUUCGUCGUUUGCUGUAUAACUUCCCGUCGAAGGAACUUCGCUCGAAACGUCGAAUAGGCAAUACCAGUUAUAGACGAAAUUUUGAUUCAAUCAUAAACCUAUUAGGGAUUGCUAUAGACGAUGAAUUAAAGUUUGUGAAACACAUUAGAGAUAUAUGUAGUAAGGGAGGGAAAAAGGUGGGGGUACUUAUGAGGUUCAGGAACUUGAUACCGACUGAAGCCAAAUUAAGAAUCUUUAAAGCUUUUAUACUACCCCAAAUAACCUACUGUCACAUAGUAUGGCAUCACUGUUUGUCAUCAGACAGAAGGAAAAUAGAGCCAUUACAAGAGCGAGCACUUAGGGCCAUAUAUUGUGAUAGGAGCAGCUCGUAUGAAGAUCUCUUAAGGAAAGGCAAACUUCCUACAUUGUACAAUCGUAGACUCCAGGACAUAGCCAUAGUUAUGUAUAAAGUGAACAAUAAUCUAGCACCCUCUGAUGUAUGUAAUCUUUUCAAACACAACACCAGCAAUUACAAUCUUAGGAAUGUAAGUGAUUUCUCCAUACCUAGAUUUAACACGGUUACGUAUGGGAAACACAGCUUGAGGUAUAUGGGCCCGUUCAUUUGGUCAAAGAUCCAUAAGUCCAUAAAAACGGCUAUAUCCUUAGAUACGUUUAAAAGACACAUACGGCAAAUGGAUAUAGCCGACUUAAUUUCCAAUAGUUGUACUAAUUGCUAUUUAUGCAACAAUUAAUCGACACUAAUUAUAGAUAUUUGUUAUAAUAUAUUUAUUCUGUUUAUAUAGUUAAUAGUAGUUAAUAUAGGUAGGUGUCCCCAAUUAGUUUCUUUGUAAACUAGAAUUUAUUUGACACAAUAAUAAAGUUUUUGAUUGAUUGAUUGAUUGAUUGAUCUCUGCUAGAAGAACAAAAACCAUUACCAUUUACCACAGCUAGAAAGAGCAUGUCAAAAUUAGUAAAAUUGCAAAGUUUGGCCGCGAAAUGUUGUAAAAUGAGGAAAAUAUAGCCCUGCAAAAUUUGCAAAUUUUGUAUUAAUUUGUAUUACGCCCUACCAACGAAAGCUUGUUAACAGUCACAACUGGCCAUUUGACAUCUGUGAAAAUUUCUCAGAAAAAAAUGCAUGGGAUAGAAAAUACAGCAUGCACAUGUAUUGGACAGAGAAUUAUGAACAGCGUGGCCAUGCUCAUGAUGAUUUUUUGCAAAAGAUUUCCGUCAAUACAGAAGAUAAACUUUUUAAAUAUACUUACCACAUAAUUAAUAUAAACAGAGAUACCCUUAAGAAACAUUAGAAAAUUUACUGUCCCUAAAUGUAAUACAGUCAGACUGUUUUAAAAACUCUUCGUUUAUAAAUAUUACAACUAGUCGCUAUACAGGGUGUCUCAAAAAAACCCAAAAUCAUUGAAAUUGACGUAUUGUUCGAUAUUCAAUGCCCUAGCACUAAGUUAAUCCCACGAGUGCAUAAAAGAUUGACAUAACUGCUAUAAUGAAUGGUAAUACUCAGCGUAAACCUGUUAUGUCAGGCAUAAAGUACUAAACCCACGAAUGCAUAUUACGCAUAUUACAAUUUACGAAGCAUUUUUAAAUUCCCAUGAGCAAACAAACGUUCACUUUACAAAGAUAUUUUAAUUUUUUAAAACAAAUUAAUCACCCUGUCAAAAUCCUUUGUGUUACGGCAUUGAAAUUCGAACAAUACGUUAUUUCAAUGAUUUUGGUUUUUUUUGAGACACUCUGUACAGGGUGUAUAAGAAAAAAGGUAAUCGAACUUUAGCGCGCUAUUUUAUCUGAAUUACUCUGCGUAUGAACGAGAUUUUUUCACAUUCGGAAAGAUCAUGCUUUUAGCUGUUGAAUGAUAUCUUCUUCAUGCCAAAUGGAUAAAAAGUGAGCAAAUACGAAUCCGAUAAAAAAUGUUAGUCAGAAUCGCAUGUUUUCACCAUUGAAAAUGAACCCCUUUUAGGACUUAAGUUGAUGAAUUUCACUUCAUUAAACUGCACACAUAUUCAUAUUUAUUAUUAAGUAGGAAUAAAUCUUAGCUAACGUUCGUGAUUAAUUGCUUUUUCUUUUGUUAUGCAUUGUUUUAAUUAGGCACAGAGGUGAAAAUAUGCGAUUUUGACUAACAUUUUUAAUCGGCCUCAUACAUGCUUAUUUUUUCUUCACUUGGCAUGAAAAGCAUGUCAUUCAAUAGCUAAAAGCCUGAUCUUUCCGAAUAUGAAAACCAAUUGUUCAUACGCCGAGUAAUUCACGUAUAAUAGCGCGCUGAAGUUCGAUUACCUUUUUUUUAUACACCCUGUAUAAUGCGUUUUAUUGUAAAUAGCAAAUAAUUUUUGUAAAUAGUUAAAAAAAUCUUCUUAACUGUAAACCUUAUCAAUUCAGUAUACACUACAAGUCAAGGUAUUGAAUAAAACCAUAUAUCUAUCUACCUACUGUUACACUCGCUUUGCCUCGAAAAGACAAAAUUCAAAUUGUUGUUGUUCAGUGAUUUAUAGAGUAUACAAUGUUUUUUACUUUCUUUUCAUUUUUUACUCGCAUUAGAAUUCAGUCAAAACAAUCGUCAGUGAGCUGAAUAUUGAAUAUCUCACAUUAUUCUGGGACGAUGAUGCCGAGUUUGAGAUCCCCAUUGAUGAUGUCAUGAAAGGAUUAUCGUUUAUCCAUAAUGGCCGAACAAAUGGAAAUGUAUUGGUUCACUGUGCUCAGGUGAGAUGCAUGCAUUUUGUGGGAUUAUGAAUCAAAACUAUUGCUAGAUAUAGCCCUCAGCUUCCUAUUCGACAUAAUCAUCUAUCCCGCGAAGAGUUGUAUUUAUGGGAACUAUUAUCACGAGUCCACGACUAACUUUUUCACCCUUAAUUCAUAUAUUAAAUGUCAUUUUUGUAUGUCAUGUGCGUAAAUAUUUUAGGGAAAAUCUCGUUCAUCAACUAUGGUCGUGGCUUAUAUUAUGGCAUUUAUGAAACUUUCUUGGGAGAAAGCGUUAGAACUUGUUCAAGAAAGAAGGAAAAUGGCGCAACCAAAUCCAGGUUUCUUAAAACUGUUAGCACGCCUUAACAGUGAAGACAAAUUUAUUAAUUUUAGUAAAGAAUUAGGUAGCCACGACGAAUAAUAAAUUAUAAUCCAAUCGUAUCAAUUGCAUGCAUCAAUCGCCACAUUAUAUAAGUCCAGGGCUGCAAAUAAAUAUUUCUUUAGGACAGGACAUAUAUCUGACCAAUUUCCAAUUUGGCCCUACAUAACUCAACUUUGGUCGAGCACAUCAUUUUGUAGUUGUUACGUGCUUAUAUGAUUUGUUAUUUAACUUCAC